CUCCUCCCGCCAUCGCCUAGAUAGCAAAAUUAUGCGGAAGAGCGAGCUGAGUGGACUGUAGCUUCCACUGUCUUGCUAUUUCAACCCCCUCCCUCCCCGCUGGUUACACCUCCUACCCACAAAAGUGUAUCGUGUUGUUUUGUAUUAAAAGCUGCCCGUUCUCAAACCGGCACCAGCAUGUUAGAGGGUCCAGUCUCCGAGGAGAAUCUCCAUCUCGAGGAAGACGAGCACGAUGUAAGGACUGAGGAGUCAGGAGAAACAAAAUUACGGCAGGCUGAUACUUACUGGUCUUGGAUCGUGUGUCUCGCUGGGAUCAUUUGUAACAUUAUUGUGCUUGGUUCGUCGUACUCAUACGGUAUUCUGUUUUCAUCACUUCUUGAUGAGUUCAAAAAGGGGAAAUCCGUUACUGCAUGGGUGGGUUCAUCAGCAAUCGCCGCUAGUGGUCUCUUUGGUCCUGUGGCAGGAAGGCUAAUAGACCGCUUCAAUGCACGGGCAGUGGUCAUAUCUGGUGCGCUUCUAUGUGUAGGAGGCCUUUUCCUGACGUCACUGGUCCCUGAUCUAUAUCUAUUGUUUUUGACGUAUGGAGGGAUGUACGGAUUUGGUUCGUGUCUAGUUUACAUCUCAUGUUAUGUCAUCGUACCAAAGUAUUUCGUUAAACGCCGUUCCUUGGCCAUUGGACUGGUUACCGUGAGCACAGGAGCAACGUUGCUAGUCAUGGGUCCCGUAACUCAAGCACUAAAAGAUGCAUUUGGUUGGAGAGGAGCUUUCAGAGGACUCGGUUGCACGGUGAUCGUCGUUUUCUUCCUCCGCUGGGUCUUAGAUCCUAGAGUUGCCAUUGAUGAAUCUGAAAAGGCGGCUGCAAGGAGUAGCCCCCAGACUCCUAAGAGCAAGAUUCUGGAUUUUUCUAUGUGGAGAAACGCCACAUUUGUAGUCUUCACUGUUUCAACAUCCGUUACCUACAUUGGUCAACACAUACCUACAAUUCAUCUAGGAAAGUUUUGUGAGAGCCUUGGAAUCUCCGAAGACUCGGUCAGCUGGCUAUACUCGAGUAUUGGAGCUGCUUCUCUUCUAGCCAGAAUACCUGGUUCAAAGCUCUGUGACAUGUUUGGUCCUCAGAGAGUGUUCCAAGUAUCAGCAAUAAUGGGUGGAAUUGGUGCCAUGUUGUUUCCCCUGGCGACCAACUUGGUGUGGCUUUUCUGUUUAUCCAUUCUUCAUGGUCUCGGAGAUGGCCUUCUGGCCAUUGGGAUGAUUCUUGGUGCUUUGAAUAUCCUGACGAUCCAACAAAAAGCUCAGGGAUACGGAUUUUUCCAGCUGUGCAUAAGUAUUGCCCUUUUAUGUGGCCCAGCAAUUGGAGGUUUGAUAGCCGACAAGACCAACGACUAUCACGCCACGUUCUUUUUCGCGGGUGGAAUCAAGAUUUUAGGAGUAUUAAUUCUAAUCGUAUACAAUUGCCUCAGAAGGAAAGAACUCUCACAGGAGAAAACCCAAGCUUCCUCAGAGAAAUCUAUAUUUAUGGAACUUCUUGUUGUAGAAAAGAUAACUGUUUUGUAAAGUUGUAUAAAAAUGAAUUUUUGCGUUUUAAAACAAAUAGACAUAAUUAGCACAAAUGUUCAGUUCUGAUAAUCGGUAAUGAAUAUCAGUUCAAGGUUUUAAUUGGAUAUUCUCCAUCCAUUGAGCUGUUUUACUCACAGACAAAAUCACAAGUAGCUGAAGAAUUCUUUGUGUAUUUCCUGAAACUCUGAGUUUUGUCUUAAACUACCUGUAUACUUGUUUAUUCGGCCUCGUCAAAUUCUCUUCCUCGCUGCUCUCGCAUAAUAAAUUAAAAGCA
This is a messenger RNA of Stylophora pistillata, 1828 nucleotides long. RefSeq names its product monocarboxylate transporter 4. Gene Ontology annotation, molecular function: transmembrane transporter activity. Gene Ontology annotation, biological process: transmembrane transport. NCBI's taxonomy places the organism in Eukaryota, Metazoa, Cnidaria, Anthozoa, Scleractinia, Pocilloporidae. The record is from RefSeq and is a predicted model, not a curated record.